This is a messenger RNA of Trematomus bernacchii (emerald rockcod), 2914 nucleotides long. It is a transcript of the gene triobpb, whose product is annotated as TRIO and F-actin binding protein b. The transcript has 13 exons. Gene Ontology annotation, cellular component: actin cytoskeleton. Gene Ontology annotation, molecular function: actin filament binding. The coding region runs from base 395 to 2020 and encodes 541 amino acids. Gene Ontology annotation, biological process: actin filament organization; positive regulation of substrate adhesion-dependent cell spreading. The record is from RefSeq and is a predicted model, not a curated record. Lineage: Eukaryota; Metazoa; Chordata; Actinopteri; Perciformes; Nototheniidae.
CCGAUCUUCUCGGAUCCGCCCAGGAAGUGGCAGACACAGAGAGGGAGGCAGCGAGAAAACACAGCCGAGAAAAGGAGUAUUACUAGCUGAAAAAGUUGUGAAAUUACCACCUUUAAAACAACAUUUAACCCGUGUUUUCUCCAUGUAUUUCCCCCUGAAAACUGGACACAGACUCAGCUUUUGACGCUGGUUGGGGGUUCGCUUGAUUCUGUUAACAUGGGGAUGAAUGGCGGGGUUUUAUCUCAUUUCGCAUAACGUCGGUUUCCUGCGAGAAAGUGAAGUUUUACCCUCUAAAAACUGAGGAGUGGGAUUAAGUUUAAGUAGGGUUUUUUUUUACCCUAAGUAACGGUACGCUUCUUUUGUCUUUAUUUUACCCUCCCUGGACCCUGUUAUCAUGACGCCUGACCUCCUGAACUUCAAGAAGGGGUGGAUGUCCAAACUGGACGACAGCGGAGAGUGGAAGAAGCAUUGGUUUGUUCUGACUGACGCUGGACUGAAGUACUACAGAGACUCGAGUGCAGAGGAGAAAGAUGAGCUGGACGGGGAGAUUGACCUCAAAUCGUGUGUGAAAGUGUGUGAGUUUGACGUGGAGAAGAACUAUGGGUUUCAGGUACAGACGAGGGACUCCGCGCACACUCUGUCGGCCAUGACGGCGGGGAUCAGGAGGAAUUGGAUCGAGGUUUUAAAGAAGUGUAUAAGACCCAGCAGCUCUCCAGACCUCACACAAUUACCAGACGGCAGCAGUGAUAAGGAGAACUCUCAUUCCCGCUUCCUCCAGUCGUCCCGCCGCCCGUCGUCCCGUCACGCCGAAGCCCCCUCAGAAGCCCCGCCCCCGGCUCCUCCCACUCACCGCAGGUUCGACUACGUGGAGCUCUCUCCGGUUCCCGUCCCCGCCGGGCAGAGAGAGGCAGCCGAGGGUCAGGGCCGGGAGCACAGCCAAUGGCAAGAGGAGAGGAACACCAGCAGCCAAUGGGAGGCCGUGCUGUCCAGGAAGGGCACCGGCGCGGGAUCCAAUCAGAGGCUACGCACCGAGGAUGACGUCGAGAAAAAGUGGGCUGAGUUCGAACGCUUGCCGCUGAAGGAGAUGAGCUCCUUACCACCAAUGGGAACACAGCCUUCCAGCCAGUCAGCCAAUGAGGCGCUGCAGAGGGAGGUGGCGUCACUGAGGCAGCAGCUACAGCAACUACAGGGAGGAGGAGGAGGAGGAAGACUGGGAGGAAGAGGAGCAGGUGUGAGGGGGGGCUGUGGUCCGGAGGCUCCGUGCGGGCGCAGCCUGUUGGCCAUGGACCAGGCUCACCACCAGGCUCUGGAGGAGCUGCAGAGGCAACACGAGAGGCAGGUGAAGCAGCUGGAGAGCGAGAAGGAGAGGCUGCUGACGGAGGAGACCAGAGACACAGCACGAGUGAUGGAGGCUUUGAAGAAGAAACACAGAGACGAGCUGGAGAGAGAGGUGGAGAGAGUCAAGAGGCUGGGCAGCGGCGGGGGGGUGGAUUCACACACUCUGAGAGCACAUCAACAGUCGGAGACUCAGGCUCUGCAGAGGGAGCUGGCCGGCCUCUCUGAGCGCUACUCUCAGAAAUGUCUAGAGGUGAACCGAUCGGAGCAGAGCAGCGCUGAGAGAGAGAGGGAGAUCAGCCGCAAGGAGAGAGACAUGGAGCAGCUGAGGAAGGAGAACCAGGACCUAAAGGCUCGUCUGGCGGAGGAGAUGAGUCGAACACGAUCUUCUAACACGUCUCAGAGCUCAGAGGACAGGACGCCCUGUGAGCUGGAGGUUCUUCUCAGGGUGAAGGAGAACGAGAUAGAGUAUUUACACAAGGAGAUCAGCUGCCUGAGGAACGAGCUGCAGUUCCUAAACGCGGAGAAGCGUCUGGCCUCUGAUCGAUACACGGAGAUGCACGAGGAAAUGAGUGGGAUGAAGGGCCGCAGCGAGAGGGAGGUCCAGAGUCUGAAGGAGCACCUGAGGCUGGCCAUGGCCGCGCUGCAGGAGGGCCAGAAGCUGGGGAACAGCCUGGAUCACUGAGAGGGGCUGCUGGUACUGACAGGUGUGUCUGCUUCCAGGUGACUGAAUCAAAGACAGAAAUGCAGAGGAGAAGAUAGUUGGAGUUCCAGCGUUGUCGGGACCAAGAUAGUGCCUUUAGUUUUCAAUCCUUCUGCCAAUGAGCAGCAUAGAGCUAACAGCUGGUUUUAUUACACUGGGCCACACACGAUAACAUAUAUAAAACUGCACUUUUUUAUUUCUUAAUUUGCUUCUGCUUGCUUUGAGUACAAGCAUGUAUGAGAGCGAAUUUGGUCUGAAAACUGGAAUAUUUGUUGUGUCUUUUUUGAUCAGGUAUUGUAGAUAAGGAAGUGUCAUUGCGUCUGUGAUUUCAGCAACACAGUUACAUACGAGCUUCUGUCCUCUCACUAUGUUGUACAGCUUUUUGAGUCGUGUUUACUCUGUGAAAAGGAGCUCAUCAAUUGCUUUAAUUAUUUCUUUUUUUUUUACCUGGAAAGAUGUUUUUGUUAAAAUUUGGGAUGAAUACAGGACAAGACAGCAGACGUUUCGAACUCCUGGCUGGCUGAAUUGGAAGUUGAUCAAUGUUUUUAUACAAAUUCAAGCACGACUUUCUUUGCUUGUAAAAGCUGUUGAAUGAAUGUUGUCCCACAUGUUUUUAUUUUAAAGUCUGAGAAGCAGCAGGCUUCCAGUUUCCCCUGAUCAUUGUUGGCAUUAUUUUUUUUGUGCCACUAACAAAACAAAUGACAGGUGUUGCAUCGAUGAGCCAAUCUUUUUUUAUUGACAGUAUGAAUUGUGAUAAAUAGACUUAUCUACCUGCCUUUUUUUGCUAAUAUUUUCAUAUUUAAAGUACUGUAGAGCCCGUAUCGUCUUUGUAAAUUAUACCGUUUUUUGCAAUCAAUAAAAUAAAUUCAACAGAAA